CACGCGGAACAUAUAACACUUCUCUCACACACUUCGCACCACCGUUUAUCUCUCCAAACGCCGCCGGCGCCGCCGCAAUGGAAUCGGAUGCAUCCAUCAUCUCCAAACUCCAAUCCCCAUCGCCAUCCGACAUCCACCGCCUCUUCACGGCCUAUCUCCACCCUUUCACUCCAUUCCUCGCGCCUUCCGCCUCCAUCGCCAAAAAGCCGGCCAAAUCUUCGAAAUGCAAACCCAAAAUCGAGCUCCCCGCCAUCCGCCCCCUCGCAAAACAGUUCAUAUCAUUCAUACACAAGGCCCUCUCUCUCAUCCCCAAGCGUCUCUGCGAGUCUCCUCAAAUCCCCCAAAAUUCCGCCACGGAAUUGUUCGACAGCUAUCGCCUCUGCCUCGAUUGCCUCGAAGUGAUUGCUCCCGAGCUCUCUGGGAAACAGCAUUCAGUUCAAGUCCAGAGGAUUCGGUAUGUUCAUUGUUUGGAGAAUUGGUGUUUGUUCGAAGAAGCGGAAGCUGAGGGUUUUGUUGUGCUGGAGAGGCUAAAUGCGAUUGCUGGAGGUGAAUUGAAAGGCAAGUUGAGGAAAUUGAAGGCGCGUUUGGUUCCUGAGUUGAAGGAGGAGGAGGAAGCGGAUCGAGAACUUGCUGCUAUAAUUUUGGAGGUCGUUGUGACCUUAGUGAAAUGUGUAUCGAAGAGAAGCAGCAAAAUUGAAGCUGAUUACCGGAGAGUCAUUUCUUUAGUGAACGAAUCUGAGUCGUGUUUCAAGAUAUUGGAAGCCAAGGACUAUGAGAAAUUCCAUCAUUUCUUGGAGACAAACCUUCAUAUAAUCACUGUAUUUUUAGUAGCAGAAAUAAAAUCAUUCAGUGUGGACUUGAUACGUGAGUUCUCCGCAGUCACCUUCAAGGAGUACAAGAAAUCAUGUGCUCAUGAUCAAAUAUACAAGGUUGCACUUAAGAUUUGUCAUUCUCUUUUCUCUCAGAGAGAUGGGCUGUCCACUGACAUCAUACUUGAUGUGUUAAAACAUGUCCUAGAUUUUAUGGCUGCGGAAUGCAAGGACGGAGCCGAAAAAUUAGCUCCAAGAUUUCUGGAACUUGUGUGUUACUGUGCAAAUAAAUGCCAAAGUGCAACUGUUGUUUUUUGUGAUCCAGUUGCUCAAUAUCUUUAUAGAUUAGCAAGGUUUUUUCACCAGGAUUUCCUCUUCAUCAGUUCUAUUCUCACUCUUUACGCAAGUGGAUUGUAUGGAAGCUCAUCAAACCAGUUGAAAGGGGAAGACUCUGGAAAAUGUGGAGCUUCUCUUCAGUUUUUUCUCAAUAACACAGAGAGGCUUCAACAAGUGGCUCUUUCUAUUAAUUGGUUGAACGAUCAUUUUGGUACUGCUGGCAAAGAAAAAAGUUCCUGUGAACAAGCAGUCUCACAUAUACCAUAUUGGGAAGCGCUCAAAUUUUUUUGUUUGAAACUAGCGGAGUCUAUUUUUGUAAAUAGGAAGGAAAUUUUCUCCGAGGCAGAGACUACAUCCUGUUGGGAAAAUUUAAGUGGCAUCCACGACGCAUUUCGUCAAUAUUGCUAUAUCUUCCUCAAUUGUCUCAGUGAUACUGAAAGGGAGAAAGAGACAUCUGGAGACAAUCACAAAGUAAUAUCAGUUGUAGUUGUGGCAGCUCUAAUGCUCUCAUUCGAAACAAACCAAAACAUCAAGGAGAGUACUCUAUCAGUAAAGCAUGUAAUUUCUGCACAGUGGGUCCCAAAUAAGAGGCUUAAGUAUCUGUAUGUUUCUCUGAAUAACAUAGCAGUAAUAUUGAAGAGUAAAAAGCGUCUGAAAGAGGCUUUUAAAGCUUUAAAAAUGUGCUGUAAAGCUUUAUGGAAUCAUAUUGUAGAUCUUUGUAAAAUAGAGAUGACCAAAUCACAAGUGUCUGUGGAUUACAUGUCUGAAAAGUCUAUUCCAGAUCUUGUCAUGGAGGCAUCUGAUAAAGUUGCUUUUCUACUGCAACUUAAUGAAGAAUGCAAUUUCAAGGUCAAUGGGAUAAUUAGAGAAAGUAUUAUAUGCUGGUCCAAUUCAGAGAAUCUGAUUGCAACACUACCAGCUCCUUUGUCUUUGAUAAAGGAAUGGGUAAAGAUACAAUAUAAACUGUUGGACGACAACGAGCAUGGAGUAAUGCUGUAUCCAUUGCUUUCAUCUUCUAAAGAGAUAUCUAAAAGGGCACUUGGAAAAUUAUUGGAAGAGGAGCUUUUUGCAUACAAUGAAAAGAGCUACUUGAAUCCAAGAUACAGUCUCAAAAUGAAAAUGAAAGUAAUCAAUGUCCUUUUGGAAGAGAUUUAUGUCACAAAUGAAAGUACUGUGGAGAAAUGCAGAGUUCUUAUUCAAAAGGCAAAAUCACUAAGAGCUCUAGGAUUAGAACAACUAGAUAAGGGCAUCCAGUGUUUAUCCGAUGCAGUUUCAACAUUGAAGUUAACAUAUGUCUCAAGAAGAAGAUGCAGUUCACAGGCUGAUAGUCUCCUUAUACAUGCUUACCUUUUGCGUGCUCUUUAUACCCACGAGGCAGCACCGCAGUCAAUGUUUUUAUCACCUGGAAGUGGUUUUCUUGAUGACAUUCAUGAUGCAUUGAAUCUCUGCCUCCACCCAGAUCAUUGCCAUGAAGAUGAACAAUAUGAAGACAUGCUGUAUUUAUGGUAUCAACUCAUUGAUUUGCUAUCGAUACAGGGUUACUUAGAAAUUCACCCCAGGUUGUAUGAUGUCGUGAUCAAGUUGUUUAACAAGAAGAACAUUCAGUUCGCAAAAACACUGGCUGAGCUCUGGAAAAAUAAGAGGCUUAGUCAUGCUCUCUGUGCUUCACCUGUAAAUCAUAUGUUUAUAAGCACAUUCUCUAAGCAUCAGAGUCAACUUUGUAACUCUUCCAUAUUUUGGACCAAGUGUAUGGAGGAGCUGAAGCCUCUUGUUGUCGGUUUCCAUCACAUCAAUAGUGAGAUCAAGCAAGCAGCUUCUGAUCUCAUUUCCAGUGUUCCAAUAACCAGUUGUGCGAGCUUUCUUUCAUCAAAUCUAUACUAUGACUUGUCUGCAAGAUUGAUAUCAAGCGGACAAAUGAUUGAGGCUCUUACAUAUGCAAAAGAAGCCCACCGCUUACGUAGUAAACUCUUACAACAAAAAUUUGAAUACUCAGUGGAGAAAGUGGUGGAGACAUUUGAUAUGAAAGGCGAGCUCAUUGACAAGAUACACUACAGUGUUCAGACCUUCAAAGUUAAUGAUUUUGUGGUGACAAAAGGUUCUUGUGAUUAUGAAGGCUCUGUCCUUACUCCUUGGAAUGUGCUCAGUUGUUAUCUUGAAAGCAUAUUACAGGUUGGAUUUGUUCAAGAGACUCUUGGAAAUGUCUCUGAGGCUGAAAUGCUUUUACAGUGGGGUAGAAAUGUGGCCCAGUUUCAGAAUUUGCCACUUUUUGAAGUUUCUUUUUCUUGUCUGUUGGGAAAGCUAUACCGCAAACAAAAGCUUUGGAGCUUAUCUGAAAAAGAAUUGUCCUGUGCAAAGAAAGGACUAGCAGAUAAUCUUAAUAACAUCUCCUGCAAAAAAUGUUUAUGCAUGUGGGAAAUAUCCAUUAAUCAGCAAAUUGGCGAUUUAAUCUUGAGCAGUUCUUGCUGUAGUGAAGAGCCUCCCUCUCCAAAGACAUUGUCUAGUGCCAAAAUAUUGUAUAAAUUAGCACUAGACAAGCUAAAUCUUUCUGACUGGGGGACUUUGUACUCUACUUCUGAAGAAUCUCUUGCAAAUGAUAAAUGUGAAAGCAAAGUUGAAGCGAGAAGAUCUAAAAGGACAAAAAAAGAAGCAAAACCUGCUUCUCAGAAACAGGACACUGUGUGUCGCCAUAGUCGUAGGAUUACUCGGUCUGUCCAUCGCUCUUUAGUUGAAACCCAUGAAAUUGAACCAGCGGCAAAAGAAACAGGUCCCUCUUCUGGUUCAGCCAAUGAGUAUCUGAUGGGUGUUGACUCUAAAAGCUUUUCUGCUGAUCUUCAAAGUGAAAUCAGAUCUCUUUGCAGCAAAAUGAAAUGCUGGCAGUGUCUUCACGUUGAAGCUGGUGAAUGCUGCAAUCUAAGCAUAUUUGUAUUCAUGAACUGGGAGCUUGUUCACAGAAAGCUUUCUUUAAGAUUACUUAUGAGCAUAGGAAAAUUUUCUGGCAUGAUUGGCUAUGUUCAUGAAGCGCAUGAAAUUCUGUUGCAAAGUUUAUCAGUUCUCUUCAGUAGAAAUUGUUCGAAGCAUUCUUCAGAUUCUCUUCCUUUUCUGAUUGAGUCGGUUGGGAAGUAUUAUCCUGAAGAUGCAUUGGCUGUUGAACGUGCAACCCUCCUUUACUUUAUUUGCUGGUUCGCUGUAAAAAGUAACUGUUACCAGUCUACCAGCAUUCCGUCAUCAAACAGAAACUUCUGCUGUGAGCUUUCUAGGAUUGGCACAGUAAGGGUGCAAUCCUUGCUGAAGUUGUCCUUUAUACUGUGUCGUGAUGUUCCUGUACUUCUCCAAAAAGUCUCCAGGUUGCUUGCAGUCAUAUAUGUGCUUUCAACCUCAUUGGAGCAAUUUUCUUUAUCUUCAAAUGAACAAGGUUCUGAAAGUCAGUGGGCUUCUUUCUUCCAUCAAGCUUCACUUGGCACUCAACUUAACCAACAAUUAUUAUCUGGGAUAAUGCAGAAGAAACAAAAUCAAAGUGCUGGAGUUUCUGAGGAUCUAGACUCUGUUUUAGACAUUCUGGAUUUUCCUCAUUCCCUCAGGUGUGGGCCUGAGUCUUGCGAGGACCUGGAAGAAUUUGUGUUAGAUUUUUUUCAGGGCCUUCCAUCAACUCCAGUCAUCUGCAUUAGCUUGGUUGCAGGUGCUGAUGCUAGUUUGCUUAAAGACCUCCUGCAUUGCUCUCCAAAAGUUCAAGCAUGGAUUCUGUUAUCCCAUUUGAGUUCGGAUAACCAACAUGUUGUACUUCUUCCCGUGCAUGAAAUUUUGAAAGAAGAAGCUUCAGAUGAGGAAUCUGGUUCCAGCUCAAUUAUCUACAACUGCAAAGAUUUUGUAAAGCAGUGGCAAUGUCCUUGGAUCUCCUCUGUGAUAGAUGACAUAGCCCCACUAUUUAGACAUGUACUGGAAGGAAAUUACUAUUCCUCCUCAGAGUAUUUCCUGGAAUCUAUUAGAGAAAACACAUCUCUGUGGUGGACACAGAGGAACAGACUUAAUGAAUGCCUCUGCAGAUUUUUGCAAGAUGUGGAGGACUCGUGGCUUGGUACUUGGAAAUAUUUGCUUCUGGGGAUGUGGCCAAGCUGCAACCAUCUGGACUCUAUAAAGAAAAGCCUUUCCCAAGAUGAGAUGGAUCUUUUGCAGCAUGUUGUAACAAAAAAAUGCUAUGUUGGUCUGACGUCCGAGGAAACCUCUAUGUUAUUGUUCAACAGCAUGCUUGAAAUGUCUGAUAGUGUUGACCAGGCUGAAUGCAUCAGUGGAAAGCCAAUUAUCUUGGUUUUAGACACUGAGGUGCAGAUGCUUCCAUGGGAGUGUCUUCCAAUAUUGAGAAAUCAGGAGGUUUAUCGAAUGCCUUCCAUUGGUAGCAUAUUUGCAACACUUGACAGACACUGCGAAAACCAAAAACCAUUAGAGUUGAGUGAUCCGGUUUUUCCUCUAAUAGAUCCCCUUGAUUCAUAUUAUUUGUUGAACCCGGAUGGCGAUCUAAGCAGAACACAGGUCGAAUUUGAGAGUUGGUUCAAAAAUCAAGAUAUAAUAGAGGGAAAAAUUGGAACUGUGCCCACAGUCGAGGAACUCUCUCUCGCCUUAAAAGACCACGACCUCUUCAUCUAUUUCGGUCAUGGAAGUGGCACACAAUAUAUCCCCGGGCACGAGAUUCAGAAACUGGAUGGUUGCGCUGCCACUCUACUUCUCGGAUGCAGCAGCGGCUCCCUUUAUCUGAGAGGAUCAUACAUGCCUCACGGGGCACCCCUCUCUUACAUACUGGCAGGCUCUCCUGUCAUUGUAGCUAAUCUGUGGGAGGUUACGGACAAAGACAUCGACAGGUUUGGGAAGGCAAUGCUGAAUGCGUGGUUGAGGGAGCGAUCAACAGCUUCGUCUGAGUGUGCCCGAUGCGUGCCCACAAAAUGUAUUCAUAGACCAAGGAUUGCUUCGUUUAUGGCUCAAGCUCGAGAUGCUUGCAAUCUUGGCUUUCUCAUUGGAGCAUCACCAGUUUGUUAUGGUGUUCCCACAGGAAUCAUUAAAAGAAAAGGCAAAAAUAGAUAGAAUAUUUAAUUUAAUGAAUCUCUAUUUCUAUAAAAAUGUUUUGUAUAUAUCUCACUUCCUAUGUGUACAUAUUCACAGGCACACUCAUGAAUAGGUGGAAAUUUAUUGAAGAAGUUAAGUGAUUGAUAGAGAUGGUAUAUCAGCAGAUUAUUAUUAGUAUUGAAUAUUUAUUUUUCUUUA
Salvia splendens (bonfire salvia) is the source of this 6395-nucleotide messenger RNA. RefSeq names its product separase. The record is from RefSeq and is a predicted model, not a curated record. Gene Ontology annotation, cellular component: nucleus; mitotic spindle; cytoplasm. The transcript has 27 exons. Bases 78 to 6215 code for a protein of 2045 amino acids. NCBI's taxonomy places the organism in Eukaryota, Viridiplantae, Streptophyta, Magnoliopsida, Lamiales, Lamiaceae. Gene Ontology annotation, molecular function: cysteine-type endopeptidase activity. Gene Ontology annotation, biological process: proteolysis; meiotic chromosome separation.